This is a messenger RNA of Haemonchus placei, 288 nucleotides long. Lineage: Eukaryota; Metazoa; Nematoda; Chromadorea; Rhabditida; Trichostrongylidae. The record is from the annotation of a GenBank genome assembly.
CGGUCAUUUAAACGGUAAAAACUGAACUUCCGAAACCGUUUUAAGCACGUGAUCCGCCGCCGUGUAAACAGGACUAACAGAAUGAGAAUCAAUCCGCAUAACAUGAGUCUUAUCGGACGACAAGCUGAGACCAUUUGCAACAGCCCAUAUCACGAUUUUAUCGAUUGCCUGUUCAACAAUGGGGUCAGACAUAGAAUCAUUAACCACCUUGAAUAUUUUUAUAUCAUCAGCGAACAUAAUACAAGAUACGUCAAGAUCUUGGAUGCAUGGGGGAAGGUCACAGUAUAG